AUGAUCUUUGUAAGGAGGAUGUUGCAGCAAGCGCUCAGAGUGUCCGGCCGGAGCUCCUUCCCUCUGGUCAAGUGGAUGGAGAGGUGGGCCGAAGGCGCAGCAGCAGCCGGGCCGGACGGAACCAAGGCGGUGAGGACUCUGGACGACAUGCCCGGACCGUCGUUAGCCAGCUUCGCCUGGGACUUAUUUGCCAAACGUGGUCUGUCACGCCUGCAUGAGUUACAGCUGGAAGGAGCGCAGCGGUAUGGCCCCAUGUGGAAGGCCAGCUUUGGUCCCAUCCUAACGGUUCACGUGGCCGACCCAGCGCUCAUCGAGCAGGUCCUGAGGCAGGAGGGCCAGCACCCUAUGCGUUCAGACCUCUCCUCCUGGAAGGACUACCGGAAGCUCAGAGGGCAUCACUUUGGGCUUUUGACAUCUGAGGGGGAGGAGUGGCAGGCGGUGAGGAGCCUCUUGGGGAAACACAUGCUGCGGCCCAAAGCAGUGGAAACUUAUGAUAAAACCCUGAACAGCGUCGUCAGUGACCUCAUUGUCAAACUUCGCCUCAGCAGACAUCCUCAAGGCCUCGUCACUGACAUCGCCAGCGAGUUCUAUCGCUUCGGCCUCGAGGGUAUUUCCUCAGUGUUGUUUGAAUCCAGAAUCGGUUGCCUGGAUCAGGUUGUUCCAGAAGAGACGGAGCGAUUUAUUCAGUCAAUUAACACAAUGUUUGUGAUGACGCUUCUCACCAUGGCCAUGCCGAAGUGGAUGCACCAGUUGUUCCCUAAACCCUGGAGCGCCUUUUGUCGGUGCUGGGACUACAUGUUUGAAUUUGCUAAAGGCCACAUCGACCAGCGUCUGAUGGCCGAGGCGGAGAAGGUCGCCCGAGGAGAGAAGGUGGAGGGCCGCUACCUCACCUACUUCUUGUCACGGACUGGGAUGCCCAUGAAGACAGUCUACAGCAAUGUCACAGAGCUGCUUCUUGCAGGAGUUGACACAAUCGCCAGCACUAUGUCCUGGUCAUUGUACGAGCUGUCCCGUCACCAGGAGGUGCAGGAAAAGCUCCGGGAAGAGGUGUUGACCGUGCUGGAGGGUCGAAGGAUGCCAGAGGCUGCAGAUGUGGCCCGCAUGCCUCUCCUGAAGGCCACAGUCAAAGAAGUGCUGAGGUUGUACCCUGUCAUUCCUGCUAACGCAAGGGUCAUCACAGAAAGAGACAUCCAGGUUGGAGGCUACCUCAUUCCUAAAAAUACUCUCAUUACCCUGUGCCACUUUGCAACAUCACGGGAUCCAGCAGUGUUUCAGAAUCCAGAUGAUUUCCAGCCCUGCCGAUGGCUGAACAAGGACCAGACUCACCACCCGUACGCCUCUGUGCCCUUCGGUGUGGGAAAACGCAGCUGCAUAGGACGCCGAAUCGCCGAGCUGGAGCUCUACCUUGCACUAGCCAGGAUCCUCAUAGAGUUCGAUGUGAAGCCGGACCCAGAGGGGGUUUCUGUGAAACCCAUGACAAGGACGCUUCUAGUUCCUGAAAAUGUCAUCAGCCUCCAGUUUAUUGAACGAUGACCCACUCUCCUGAGCUGAUCAGUUACGUGAAUGUGAACGUGAGUCCCUCGGCAAUUGGAAGAACUAGCGGGCGGCGUUAUCACAGGAACCGUGAUCCUGCUGCACGCAGCCGUUCUUGUCAGAGCAGACCUUCAACCUUCGAUGGAGGCCAAACACCUUCGUACCUGCAGCCUGUGGUGUGCACGCCGACAUGUGGGGAAUGACGAAUGAAAGAAGGGGUGACAGCUCAUCACUGAGGCAUUUCACUGGGGAAGGUGUUGCAAGCAACUUAACACUGUUUUUAACUAAAGAAGAUCACCGCUAAGUGCUUAUUUGCACACAGGCCAAGAGCAAACAAGUGAU
This is a messenger RNA of Stegastes partitus (bicolor damselfish), 1875 nucleotides long. RefSeq names its product cytochrome P450, family 27, subfamily B, polypeptide 1 (gene cyp27b1). Lineage: Eukaryota; Metazoa; Chordata; Actinopteri; Pomacentridae. Gene Ontology annotation, molecular function: heme binding; oxidoreductase activity, acting on paired donors, with incorporation or reduction of molecular oxygen; iron ion binding. The record is from RefSeq and is a predicted model, not a curated record. Gene Ontology annotation, cellular component: mitochondrial inner membrane. Gene Ontology annotation, biological process: cellular response to peptide hormone stimulus; glucocorticoid biosynthetic process; cortisol metabolic process. Bases 1 to 1533 code for a protein of 510 amino acids. The transcript has 9 exons.